GGGAGUUUGGGGUGGGACCAGCAGUCGCAGCUGGACUAGCUGAGGUGAGGAUGGCUGCGUCCUGCUCCUUCCCGCUGCUGGUUGAAGGGUCCUGGGGCCCCAGCCCCCCGAAGAACUUGAGCACCAAGUUGCAAAUGUACUUCCAGAGCCCGAGGAAAUCCGGCGGCGGGGAGUGUGAGGUCCGCCAGGAGCCGGGGAGCCCGACCCGCUUCCUCGUGCUCUUCGACUCCAACGACGUUCGGCAGCAAGUUCUGGAGAGAGAGAGUCAUGAAUUAGUAUGGCCAGGAAAAGGAACAUUCAAGUUAACUGUCUGGUUGCCCACAGCCCCAGAUGAUGGCUGUGAGGGGAAAAGUCCAACAAAGGAAUCCAAGACCAAAGAACAUGUCAAAGAAUCAGAUGUAUCAGAAGAACUAGACGCAGAUCUCUCUCUCAACAGAAGAUCAGAAGAAGUGGAGAAUACUGCCAAAGAACAUGACAAUAUUUCCUCUUUGGUUGCAUUUGAAAAUGUCAUGGCAAAUAUCACUGAUAUGAUAUUAAUCCUGUUAGUUGAGAACAUAAGCGGCUUGUCCAGUGAUGACUUUCAAGUGGAAUUAAUAAGGGACUUUAAUGUUGCUGUAGUUACCUUUCCAAAAUACUUUGAUGCCGUGAAAUUUGUUGAUGACUGUGCCACACACCAUUCAGUGAAAAAAUUCCGGCUUUCUGCAAGACUCCUGGAAGUGACAAAAACAAUCAGGGUGGAAAACCUGCCGCCUGGUGUUGAUGACGAUGAUUUGAAAAGUUUAUUUGAAAAUCCCCGUAAUGGAGGGGGAGGAGUUGUCCACAUUGAAUGUUUUCCUGAAGAGAGUUCAUCUCUGAUUGAAUUUUUUGACAGAAAAGUGGUAGACACCAUCCUGACCAGGAAACUUGACCUCAACAAUAUGCCACUCUCUGUGUUCCCGUAUUAUGCCUCUUUGGGCACAGCUUUGUAUGGAAAGGAGAAGCCUCUGAUCAAGCUUCCAGCACCAUUCAAAGAAUCACUGGAUCCUUCCUUAUGGAAGUUCUUUGAGAAAAAGAAUGACCUGACUAAGGAGAUAAAUGAUGAAAUGAAACAUUGUCACUGUGAGCUAACAUGGUGCCAACUCAGUGGUGAAGUGACCAUCAGACCUACGGCCACCUUAGCCAGUCAAGGGAGACUAAGAGUCAAGACCUGGCGGGAAGAUGUUUCCACAGUAUUCUCUGGCAUCAAGUCUAAAUAUAAAGUGACCCCGUUUAAAGUGGAGCCAGUGGUGUGGGAUGCCAUAAAAAACGAUUUAGAAGAUGAUAGGAUUUUGAUUGAGUUUGAUGCACUCACAGGGAUGGUAACCUUAGUGGGGAAGUCAGAAGAUGUACAAAACAUUGAGCCACAUAUCAAGGACUUAAUAGAAAGUACCACUCAAAAAAUUAAAAGAGAAGAGCAAAGUCUGAAGCAAAAACUGGCCAUUCCUCCAGGAAAGUAUUCGCUUCUGCUGCACAGUGGUAUACAGGAGCAUCUCCGCACCGAGUGCCCAGAGAUGGAGUUUUAUUAUGAUGAAGCUUCUCAACACAUGUGCUUCAAAGGACUUCCUGAAGAUGUGUAUAAAGUGAAGUGUGAAAUUCAGGAAAAGGUAUACACCAUGGGUCAGAAAAAGAUUCAGCUUCCCCCUGAGGUUUUCCAGUUUCUGCAACAGGUAGACUGUGUUGAAUUCUCUAAGUCUCUUUUUAUAACACAGAAUAUUCUUGCAAUUUAUGAGCUAGAGGGCACAACUGUUCUCUUAACCGGCUCUUCUUCUGAAGUCCUGUUAGAAGCCGAAAAGCAAAUGAUCAGUGCCUUAAAUUAUAAGCUCAUCAAAGUUGAGGACAGGGAAGUUCUUAAUGGCAAGAAAUGGAGAGGGCUCACUUCCAAUCUGCAUAAGAAAUACAAUUCCUCCUCAGAGACUGUCAUCAUCGAUGAGGUAACUUCAGGGACCACAGCCCAGGUCGUCAUCGCAGGCUGUGUGAAAGAAGUAAAUGAAAUCCAUGACUUGGUUUCUGCCUUUGUGGAAAAACACAUGAAAAUAGAGAAAUUGAUUGAAAUAAAGCCUUCCUUAGUUAUUGAUUAUUUAAGGACAGAAAAGCUAUUCCGGCAAAAGAUCAAGAAGGUAAAUGUUCAGGUAAGUUUCAAUCUUGAGGACAAGCAGAAGGGCAUUUUGCUAACUGGCUCAAAAGCCGAAGUUCUGGAGGGAAUGGACCUUGUCAAACAAACCUGGGAUUCGGUCUGCGUUAAAAGCUUCCAUAUUGACAAGCCAGGAGCCGGUCAGUUCUUCCAGGAUAAAGCACGGUAUUACAAAAGUGAGGUCAGAAGGUUAUUUGGUUGUCUUAUUGAACUCCAGAAGGAUGAAGAAAAGGAGGGAGGCAGCACUGGUGGGCAGCGGUGCUUGUUUCGGACAGACCUGGCCCCUGGGGUCUCGCUGAUCGUGCAGCAGGGCGACCUGACGCGGUUUCCCGUUGAGGUGGUGGUGAAUGCGGCCAGUGCAGACCUCCAGCUCACAGGUGGCCUGGCUGCUGCUCUUUCAAAAGCCGCUGGCCCUGAGCUCCAAGAGGACUGUGACCAGAUAGUGAAGAAAACAAAGGGCAAGAUCUCACCUGGCUGUGCCGUCAUCUCAAAAGCAGGAAAGCUCCCAUACCACCACGUGAUCCACGCAGUCGGGCCCCAGUGGAAGACAGACGAGACCCUGAACUGUAUGUGGCAGUUGAAGGGAGCUGUGAAAGAAAGUCUCCAUUUGGCUGUAAAACACAAGUACCGGUCGAUAGCCUUCCCUGCGAUCAGUUCCAGGACCUUUGGCUUUCCCUUGCCCCAGUGUGUGGAGACCAUUAUUUUGGCGAUCAAGGAAUGUUUCCAGUAUACCUGGGCUGGAUGCAGCUUGAAAGAGAUUUACCUUGUGGAUGUAGCUGAGAAGACCGUUGAGGCCUUUGCUGAAAGUGCAAAAACUAUAUUUAAAAGCACCCUGUCUGAUGCUGCUUCCCUGCCCACUUUGCCAGCAGCAGUCCAGCCCAGCUUGAGCAGAGAUCAUGGAAACACACCCAGCCUGUUGUCCCCAGAAGGCCUGAGGAUCCUGCUGGUGAAAGGAGAUGUGCAGAGUGCCACAACUUUGAAACAAACUGUUGGUUUUGUCUUCAAGACCGAUGUCAUUGUCAACUCCAUUCCCUCGAAUCUUGAGCUCAACAGAGGGCCCCUUUCCAAGGCCCUCUUAGAAAAAGCUGGGCCAAAGCUUCAGGAGGAAUUGAACACUGCUGGGCAAGGGAUGUCUGCUGGCUCAGGCACAGUCCUCCAGACCACUGGCUGCAAUCUGCCUUGCCGCCGUGUGCUUCAUGUGGUGGCUCCGGACUGGAGAAGUGACAACACAUCUUCACACAAGAUCAUGGAAAACAUAAUCAGAGAAUGUUUGGAAAUCACUGAGCGUUUGUCCUUAAGAUCAAUUGCAUUUCCAGCAAUAGGAACAGGAAAUUUGGGGUUUCCUAAAAAUGUUUUUGCUGAAUUAAUCACUACAGAAGUGUUGAAAUUCAGUAGCAAGAAUCAACUGAAAUCUUUACAAGAGGUUUGCUUUCUGUUGCACCCAAGUGAUCAUGGAAAUAUUCAGGCAUUUUCAGAUGAAUUUGCCAAAAGGGCUAAUGGAAAUUUCGUCAAUGACAAAAUUCCCAUGGCUGAAGACACACAAGGUUCCUAUGGGACUGUUUCUAGCCCUGAUUUAGGAGUGUAUGAAAUGAAAAUUGGGCCCAUCAUUUUCCAGGUAGCCUCUGGAGACAUUACCACAGAAAAGGCAGAUGUGAUCGUUAAUUCAACAUCCAAGACAUUUAAUCUCAAAACAGGGGUCUCCAAAGCAAUUUUAGAACGUGCUGGGAAAACUGUGGAAAUGGAAUGUACUCACCAAGCUCAACAGGGACACAGUAAUUAUGUAAUUACCCAAGGAGGAUUAUUGAAGUGCAAGAAUAUCAUUCAUGUCAUUGGUGGAAAUGAUGUCAAGAACUCGGUUUCCUGUGUUUUGCAAGAGUGUGAAAACCGGAAUUACUCAUCCAUUUGCCUCCCAGCCAUUGGGACAGGAAGUGCCAAACAAAACCCAGAUAAUGUUGCUACAGCCAUAAUUGAUGCCAUCGAAGACUUCACCCAGAAAGGAUUGGUCCGGUCCAUAAAAAAAGUUAAAGUUGUUAUCUUUCUGCCUCAAGUACUGGAUGUGUUUUAUGCCAACAUGAAAAAAAGAGGACUUCAGCCUUCUCCCCAACAGUCUAUGAUGUCUAAAAUUGCAUCGUUUUUGGGCUUCUCAGGUAAAUCUCCCAAAAAACGGAAUCCUUUGGUUUUGGAAAAGAAAACAGAAAUAGCAGUUUUUGAGGUGUGUGGUGAAAAUGGAAAAUGUGUAGAAAAUGCCAUCUCCUGGAUACAGGAACUCAUUCAAAAGGAACAGUGUCCUUACACCAGCGAAGAUGAAUGUGUCAAAAACUUUGAUGAAAAGGAAUAUAGGGAAUUGAAUGAGCUUCAGAGGAAGUUAAACAUCACCAUUGAGCUGCAAGUUGACAGACCUUUGAUUAAGGUUUCUGGAAUUACCGCGGAUGUGAUGCAGGCUAGAAAUGUAAUUGAGGACAUGAUCAAGAGAGUUCGAGCAUCCAAAGAACAGGAAUCCCUGGCAGAUCGUACCAGAGAUUUUGUAGAAUGGCAAUAUGAGAACAAUAACAUUUUUCAUAGUUUUGACAAAAUAACAAAUAUGCAAUUGGAGGAUGCCAAGAAAGAAAAGAGAAAGACAAUUGGUGUCAAAAUUAAUCACCAGAGCUACAUAGUGGACUUGAACACAUACACUGCUACAGACGCAAAGGGAAACAGUUUACCUGUUCGGCGCCAUAGAAAAUCUGAAGUUGAGCUCCCCCCAUAUUGGACUGAUAUGAAGCAGCGGGGUGUCCAUGUGGUUGAGCUGCAGCCUCAUCAUCCAGAAUACAAAACUGUGGCCAGGAAGUUUAACGAGACCUGCUCAAACUUCAUCAUAGAGAAGAUUGAGAGAAUCCAGAAUCCCGAUCUCUGGAAGAACUACCAGACAAAGAAAAACAACAUGGAUGCCAAGAAUGGACAAGUAAUAAAUGAGAAGCUGCUCUUCCAUGGGACAGAUGUGGAGUCAGUGCCACUUGUCAACGGAAAAGGUUUCAACCGCAGUUAUGCUGGAAAGAAUGCUACAGCAUUUGGAAAGGGAACCUAUUUUGCUGUCAAUGCCAGUUAUUCUGCCAAUGAUACAUACUCCAGACCAGACAUGAGUGGGAGGAAGCACAUGUAUUAUGUGCGAGUACUUACUGGAAUCUACACACGUGGACAUACGUCAUUAAUUGUGCCUCCUCUAAAGGACCAGACAAAUCCUACUGACUCAUAUGACACUGUCACAGAUUGUGUGCAAAAUCCAACUUUAUUCGUGGUAUUUUAUGACUACCAGGCUUACCCAGAGUACCUCAUUACUUUCAUACGAUAACAUUUUGGUAUCCUUUACAGAAGAUAUUAUUCAUCUAUACAUUAUCUCACUGUAAAGCAAAGGUAGGGUUUUUUUUUCUUCUCUUAACAGCUUUUUCUAAAAUCAAAGGAUCCUUGUCAGUAAAAUCAGACUUUCUUCAGCUUCUCUUUCAUAACUGGAAUGAAUCUGUCUUGAAAGCAAUAAAUUUGAGAAUUUCAAUCGGGUAACCAGUUACAACUGUGUGUUCACAGCCAUGGAUAUCAGAUCUGUGGAAAUACAGGUUUGUAUUUCCAGGAAAGGAGGGAAUAACUUAAUCUUAAAAAAAUUUUUUUUUCUUUAAACUGGGGGAUGACCCCAGGACUUUGAGCAUGCUAAGCAACGUUCUACCGAGCUAUACCCCCACCCCAAAGAAUAACACUAAUCUUAAAGGCAGAGGACACAGCGAUGCAACUUCAGCUGCCACGGAGAGACAGCAGGUGUCAUGUCAGGACUCCAUGCUGCGGGGAGCACAGUUUUACUAAGUGGGUAGGGCUGCUUUCUUCCCAGGCAACAGGAAUGGUGCCUUACUUUUUAUCCCUGAGCUGAGGUCUGUGCCUGAUGUACAAUGGGUGCUUCCUAAGUGUUUCAUAAACCAAUUAAGAACCAAAAAGCCGUCAGGCUCCUAAGCAAAAUGAGAACCAUCUCUUCAACACCCUUGACUUAUUGUCACUUCACCUCAAAUUGCAGAGAUUCUGCGGCAGGGAAAUUGUUCUUCACGAACCAGUCUACGGCACGUGGGACAGCUCGGGGCCAAGGCUCUGGGCAGUGUAGCCGUGCCCAUCACAGUCUAGGGGCUGUGGUCCAGCUUGGGGAUGAGGUGAAUUGUGUUCCAUGGAGUUGUGCACCACAGCAGCCCUGUCUCCGAUUGGACCUUUUUAAUAUUGAACCCCAAUCUGCCUUCUUGUAGCUUCUACUCAUAGUCUUAGUUCUGCCCAAUGGAAAAAAAGUGUAAUGCCCGCUCAUCUUCAGUGUGAAACCUUCUAUGUUAAGAUUAAAUGAAUCUAAGGAUAUUAAAUAGCAUAUUUUCCUUGGCAGCCUAGCUUUUGGUGAUUUUAAAGUGCAUAAAUAAACCAAACGGAUUAAGCAGUCA
Messenger RNA from Vicugna pacos (alpaca), 6585 nucleotides. The record is from RefSeq and is a predicted model, not a curated record. Lineage: Eukaryota; Metazoa; Chordata; Mammalia; Artiodactyla; Camelidae.